This is a messenger RNA of Patiria miniata (bat star), 2178 nucleotides long. RefSeq names its product AH receptor-interacting protein-like. Lineage: Eukaryota; Metazoa; Echinodermata; Asteroidea; Valvatida; Asterinidae. The record is from RefSeq and is a predicted model, not a curated record. The transcript has 4 exons. The coding region runs from base 104 to 1102 and encodes 332 amino acids. Gene Ontology annotation, molecular function: protein binding; peptidyl-prolyl cis-trans isomerase activity.
ACGGGAGAUCAUGUAUUAGCGCAGCGCGAUCUCUUGAAUGCGCACGUGUUGAUCGCGCCUAUUGUCUGUAGAAUAUUUCGGUGAUUUUCACUUAAAAAUCAUCAUGGAAAGGGGGCUGGGAGUGGGUCUUGGACCAGAUAUAAACAAGCAGCUUAUUCACCCGGGAAAAGGAGAUUUAUCAGAGUACAGAGAUGGAACUAAGGUAUAUUUCUACUACAAGGUGACAAAGUGCAAUGAUGAGGGGACGGUGUUGGACGACAGCCGACUUCAGAAGAAACCGUUUGAGCUGAUCACCGGCAAGCAGUUCAAGCUGGAUGUGUGGGAGAAGUGCCUGAAGACCAUGAGGGAGGGCGAGGUGGCAGAGUUUACCGUGGCUCCUUCACAACUCACAACCUUUGCUCCAGUGAUGAAAAAGCUCCGAGACAUAGCCAAGGGCACCGUCGACAACCCAGAAGGGGGCCACUGCUGUGGCAUGGCACAGAUGAACCAAGUCGGCCUGGGCUAUCCGGACCUAGACGAGUACCUCAAGAACCCCGAACCCCUCCGCCUGACCUUCGAAGUCGUCCAGAUCGAGGAAGAGGGGAAAUACAAGAAGGAGUCAUGGGCUAUGAACGAUGCUGAAAAGAAAGCGGCCUUGCCUCACCUGCGCGAGGAAGGCAAUAGACUGUACAAUGACAAGCAGUACGCCGCUGCGGCGGAGAAGUACGCGGAGGCCCUGGGAUGCUUGGAGAACCUUCUGCUGCACGAGCAGCCCAACAGCGAGGAUUGGCUGUCCACUGACACCAUGCGCAUCCCGUUCCUGUUGAACUUUGCCCAGUGCAAGCUGAUGCUGCAGGAUUACUACCAGGUGAUUGAGCACACGACCACUGUGUUGGCGAAAGACGAGACCAGUGUCAAGGCCCUGUACCGGAGAGCCAAGGCCUACGCAGCCUGCUGGGACUUCACCAAAUCCCGCAAGGAUUUCAAGAUGGCGCUGGAGCUCGACCCCUCCCUGGGAACCGCCGUCCGGAAGGAGCUGCGGCUUCUGGACGAGGCGGAGAAGAAGAAGGACGAGGAGGAUAAAGCCAAGAUGAAGGUGGUCUUUGAGAGAUACAGCGAAUGAAGAAUUUGGAAGACCUGCAUUGUAUUCGGCUGACUCAGUGUCGUUGUGAGGCUAGUCCUCCGUAACAAACGUUACAACCCAACUUCUUGUUGGAGAGACACACUGCGUGCAUGUAUUGAUACAAACGACUAACCCUCCAAUUGUUUAAUCAGUCACAGUCUAAAAUUUCAUUCACUUCCCCUGCCAUGAAUACUCUAUACAGAAUAGUAAAAAAAAACAGUCAGAUCACAUUCGUGUAUACACUGUGACCAGUCAAAUCCCGUCAACAGACAAAAGAGGUAACUGGUAGGUACAGCUGGCAUAUCAAUCAUCUCCAGUCAAAGCAUGGCUGUAUCAAAUUAACAAGGGAAUCCUUAUACUGUUUAAAAUCAGUCACUUGAUUGAUUUUGAUUGCUGUGAUGGCAAAGGUGAACACAUCAGCCAGUGAGGGAGUCUUAAUAUGCUCAAAACCUAUGGCUUCGUGUGAGAUUUAGGCGUCAUUGGCAAUGCGUUCCAGUGUCACUCCCAGUGGUCUCCCCCAACUCUCCCUUUGUAACUGUUGAGAAGGUACUUGUCCAUAGAGUCCAAAUUUGGCAACUGACAUUUCAUUUCUGUUGCUUGCCCAUGAAAUUGUAAGUGUUUCCUCUCUGUAGGACUUAUGCUUCUAUUUAGACACCAUAUUGUACCACAGAGCAUGAUCUAGGAAUUAGACAUUUUCCAGAAUCUUUGGACUACCCUCCCCCCCCCCAACACUGUAUGCGCUUUGUGCUGUGUGCUCGCCUGCUACAACUCGGACCACAGAGGAAGUGCUACAUGUUCUGCAUCAGCCUAUCCAUGUGCAAGUUUUCCUCCGAGUGGAAAAUUAUGAAAUUGUUGUAAAUGUACAAUUGCCUGCUAGACUGCAGCAGAUCUUAACUUCUGAUAACAGAACAUGUGAACAGGCGAGGAAAAGAACUCUCACAAAUGGGCCUGCUCCAUGCUUUUGGAUUGUGCGUGUAGAAUAUUAUUGAGAAACCAGGAAUCAGUAUACUUGUUAAGCAAAACUUGUGACAACACUUAUAAUAAACAGAUUCGGCUAGCACAUUAAAGGCAGAGUC